Molecule: messenger RNA, 1994 nt
Organism: Bombina bombina (fire-bellied toad)
Lineage: Eukaryota; Metazoa; Chordata; Amphibia; Anura; Bombinatoridae
Gene: NOAZFP
Product: zinc finger protein 330
Exons: 10
Coding region: 152-1105 (317 amino acids)
Cellular component (GO): nucleus
Molecular function (GO): zinc ion binding
Source: RefSeq, a predicted model, not a curated record
ACAACCUUUGGUUACAUGAAAGAAUCACAUUAGAGUUUUGGAUUGGUUAAGCAAUUCAUGUGACUUUGACGUUGUUCAGACAGAGCCAUUUUUGAGCAAUUUAUCAUUAAGAAAUUCAAUCCGUCUCCAUCCUCAAUUUGGACUUGAUAAAAUGCCUAAGAAGAAAACUGGUGCUCGGAAAAAGGCAGAGAGUCGUAAAGUGAGGGAAAAGCAGCAGAGAGCAGCUCGGGGGAAUGUGGACCUAGCUAAACACCCCUGUAAUGCAUCUAUGGAAUGUGAAAAAUGCCAAAGACGGCAGAAGAAUAGGGCGUUUUGCUAUUUCUGCAGUAAUGUACAGAAGCUGAUCAUUUGCGCACAAUGUGGGAAAACAAAAUGUAUGAUGAAGUCUUCAGACUGUGUCAUAAGGCAUGCAGGUGUUUACAGCACUGGGAUGGCAAUGGUGGGUGCAAUCUGUGAUUUCUGUGAAGCUUGGGUUUGCCAUGGCAGGAAGUGUCUGAGCACGCAUGCCUGCACAUGUCCCCUUGCUGACGCCGAGUGCAUUGAAUGUGAAAGAGGAGUCUGGGAUCAUGGUGGCAGAAUGUUUUGCUGCUCUUUUUGUCAUAACUUCCUCUGUGAAGAUGACCAGUUUGAACACCAAGCCAGUUGCCAGGUGCUGGAAGCAGAGACAUUUAAGUGUGUUUCCUGCAAUCGUUUAGGACAACAUUCAUGUCUCCGUUGCAAGGCCUGCUUUUGUGAUGAUCAUGCACGAAGCAAAGUUUUCAAAACUGAAAAGGGCAAGGAGCCCCCCUGUCCUAAAUGUGGCCAUGAAACUCAGCAGACCAAGGAUCUCAGCAUGUCAACACGUUCCCUAAAGUUUGGAAGGCAGACUGGGGCUGAUGAUGGAGAUGGUGCUUCCGGCUAUGAAAAUUACUGGAAAAAUCUGGCAUCUGGUGGAAAUAACGACUAUGAUGACUACGAUGAGGAAGAGGAGGAUGACGAUGCGGAAGAUGAAGAGUGUGAAGAAGAUGCUGAAAAAGAUUCAGAUAAUGAGGCAUCAGAACUAUUUGGUCACUUGAAUUUAGGCAACACAUAUGCUAGUGGCUAUGCCCAUUACGAGGAAUCUUAAGACUGAGAUUUCAUUUAUGAGACAUUUUAAUACUAUCAGGAGAAUUAACUUUUUUUGUAUCAGUUACAUUGCACAAUAAGGAGGUUAUUUAAUAUUGCAACAUCUCCGUCUAGUUUGUUUUUUUAAAAAUUUCAUAGAACUGAUACAGCAAGAAUAUACUUUAUAUGGUAGAAUGGAGAAACAUUGGUUGAAAUUGUGCAUCUGUAUGUAAUGAAUUAUUACAAAAACUUUGAUAAAGCACUUUAUGUUCAUAGUUAGAGGUUUUGCAGUGGCUUUUAUUUAACUACUAUGGAGCAGGCCACAUGCUAACAAAUGUUUUAUCAACUCGUAGUAAAAUUAUUAAGACUUAAAGAUUUUUGAUGUUGCUAAAUAUUAUUAUAGUGACAUUACACUCUAAUAAUCAUUUUGUAUCAUGCAUAUGGAAGAGCACUAUGUAACUUCAUCCACUGCUUUUUGUUUCCAAAAUUAAAACGUAUAGAAAGUGCGUUGGUGCAAUACUGGUCUGUGGGAUAGACCAGUAUUGCAUUAACAUGUACUUUAUAUUGGUUUUAACUGGCUAAUAUGCAAAACUUCCACAACAAUUUUGAUAAGUGAUGCCCACAAUCACAAAAGUAGGGUUUUUAUCAGUACAGAUACACCCAUUUUACAAAAAAACUCACAUUUUUGCUACAAAAAAUAAAAAAUUUAAUUUCCCUUUAACCUUAAGUCAGUUACUGUAUUGAAAAAUGCAUUCAAAAUACAAUUAUAAAAAUGUAUAAAAGAAAAUUAUUCUUUGUGCUUUAAUGUCAAGUGCAGUUUGCUAUAAAUCUAGUUUGUUGCCUGUUACGGCAGCUAAUGUGCAGGAACUGACACAUGUAACUUUUACAAAAUAAAAGAACCCUGAUAAUUA